Messenger RNA from Telopea speciosissima, 651 nucleotides. RefSeq lists its product as uncharacterized. The coding region runs from base 24 to 626 and encodes 200 amino acids. The record is from RefSeq and is a predicted model, not a curated record. Gene Ontology annotation, cellular component: plasma membrane. The transcript has a single exon. Lineage: Eukaryota; Viridiplantae; Streptophyta; Magnoliopsida; Proteales; Proteaceae.
AGUAAUAGGCCAGCACCAUACCCAUGGCUAAUCCAGCGAGAAGGCCCACGAACACAACUCCAACCAGGCGGUCGAAACUGAUCAAAUGCAUUGCCACCACCAUCAUCACCCUUUGUGUCCUUAUCGCCAUUGCAAUACUCAUAGCUUGGGCGAUCAUAAGGCCUAAACGACUCGUCUACACCAUAGAAAAUGGUUCCGUUCAUGGCUAUGACCUCAAGUAUAAACAUCUGAACUCUUCGUUCAAUUUUGUGCUUAAGGCUUACAAUCCCAACAAAAAAGUCUCUGUUUUUUACAACUCUAUGCAGGUGUCUGUACUUUAUGAUGAUGAGCCGAUUGCGUUUGAUACCGUGGAACCUUUCUUCCAAUCUCAUCAUAACGUUACCCUUCUCCAGCUCAAGCCUGUAGCGCAUUCAGUUCCAUUAAUGGAGUCUGAAAUCAAGGAUUUGAAGCUUGAGAGAUCUUCUGGAGUGAUGGAAUUAACCAUUAAGGUGAAGGGUAAGGUUCGUCUCAAGGUAGGUUCUUGGAAAUCGAAAGAACGGAAGUUAAGGGUUUCUUGUUACCCGGUGGACUUGCAUUUUUCAUCCUCGAAAUCCUUCGAGAGAACCAAAUGCGUUUCACACAUUUGAGCUUCCAAGCCAGUUUGAACUUUGA